Molecule: messenger RNA, 168 nt
Organism: Prosopis cineraria
Lineage: Eukaryota; Viridiplantae; Streptophyta; Magnoliopsida; Fabales; Fabaceae
Source: the annotation of a RefSeq genome assembly
AUGGCAGCUCCAAAAAAACGCACUUCUAUAUCAAAAAAAAGGAUUCGGAAAACAAUUUGGAAGAAGAAGGCAUAUUGGGUAGCAUUGAAAGCUUUUUCGUUAGCGAAAUCUCUUUCUACGGGGAACUCAAAAAGUUUUUUUGUGCAACAAAUACAAACAUUGGAAUAA